AUGGGUGGUUUGGUGAUGAAGAAAGCAUAUAUCCUGGCGAAACAGGAUGCAGUGCACAAGCAGCUGUCGGGGCGAUUCGCUGCAUUCUAUUUCCUCGCCACGCCGCAUCGAGGUUCCGACUCGGCAAAGAUGUUGAAAAACCUCCUCAAAGUUGCUUUCGAUCGCGCUUAUGUUGGCGAUCUGGAACCAAACUCUGAGGCUAUCCAAGUGAUCAAUGACGAAUUCCGGCAUUUCUCUGCCGGACUUGAGCUGUGGUCGUUCUAUGAAACGCAAAAAAUGAGAAUGUUUAGCUCACUCAUUGUCAAUCCUGAGUCGGCCGUCCUCGGGUAUCGAGAAGAAAAGCAGAUUCCCAUGACUGCUGAUCACCGCACGAUAUGCAAGUUUGACACACCUAAAGACUCCAACUACGCCCAACUACGAAAUGCGCUCGCCUCUACUGUGAGAACAAUUGCCACGGCAAUUCUGGAGCGGAAGGGGAAGCAAAUGCUUGAGAGGACCAGAAACCUCAAGAUAUACCUGAAAAUUUCCGACAUCUCAGACAACGAUCUUACAAACGUCUGUGAAGCUCGGAUGGACGGGUCGUGUGGAUGGAUUUUGACCAAAGCCGCUUACGUUAAAUGGAGAGAUGGGAAAUCCGGAAAUGCCAGGACUUUAUGGAUCAAUGGCAAGCCAGCAAUGGGGAAGUCCGUUCUCUCUGGCUAUAUCGUAGAUCAGCUCAAGGAGUCCGGUCGGGCAUGCAGCUACUUUUUCUUCCGACAUGGAGACAAGUCAAAGUCCAACCUAGGUCGUUGUCUUCGAUCUCUCGCUUUUCAGAUGGCUAGCUCCCAUAUCGAAGCCGGUGAUGCCAUUUUAAGGAUGCAGGCGGAUGGCGUUUGCUUAGAUUCUGCCGACGAACGCACUCUUUGGAGAUUGCUCUUCCUUUCCGGUAUUUUUCAGACCCCAAUGACUCGGCAUUACUGGGUCAUAGAUGCUCUGGACGAAUGUUCCAAUCCCGCAAUCCUUUUUCAGGCUAUCUUUUCCAACAUGGGCGAGUCUAUACCCCUGAGGAUCCUUGUGACAAGUCGGGAUACGGUCAAUCUGGGCCAAGGCUUUUCGAUCAUCCCACCCAACCUAGUUCAGACUUUGCCAAUCUCGGAAACAGACACAGAGUCAGAUCUCAGGCUUUUAAUUGAAAAGAAGUCUCAAGCCUUAACAGUCGUGGGACCUGACGAUCAAGAUACAUUAGCCGAAAAGAUUCUAGACAAAUCUAAGGGAUCCUUCUUGUGGACAAUCCUGGUGCUUGAGGAGCUCCUAUGCUGCCACAGCAAGAAGGAAAUCCAACAGAUUCUUGAAGAUGUACCGAGAGGCAUGGAAUCACUAUACAAGCGGACUUUAACCUCCAUGUCGCAGGUCACUCGCGGAAAGAACCUGGCCAAAACUAUUCUUAUGUGGGCAGUAUGCGCAAUUCGACCAAUGACAAUCGGCGAACUGGACGGUGCUCUGACUCUUGAAAUACACGACUCAUUCCCAAGAUUAAAAGAGAGCAUCGCCGCGCUCUGUGGUCAACUAGUGGUCGUGGACAAAUAUGGGAGAGUUAACAUGGUGCAUGAAACUGCCAGAGAAUUCCUUGUGGGCGAUGGACUUGAGUCCGAGUUUUCCAUUGAGAAAACUAAAGCGCAUACACGGAUGGCUCAUGUGUGUCUUGAGUACCUUGCCGGGCAGGAAAUGAAGCCUCCGAGGAACACACGACGCCGUUCGCCUCCAAGUUUGCCAGCAAGAAGACUUGAUUUCGCCAGCUAUGCAUACACAUCUUUCUCAUAUCACCUCUCAAGAGCUGAUCCGCUAGCGGCUGGGACAUUCCAGCUUGUCGUGCAGUUCCUGAGAUGUAAUGUCUUCACUUGGAUGGAAACGAUCGCCGACUCUCAAAAUCUCAGUCACCUCAUCCACGCCUCAAAACAUCUCAAAACCUACGUCAACGCAUGCGCCAUCGAGCGUACUUCACUAGACCCUCGGAUACGAGGUAUACGACAUUGGAUCACGGACCUUGCUCGGAUUCCUGCCAUGUUCGCCAAUGCUCUCAUGGUAUCACCAUCAGCAAUAUACUCUUUGAUACCUCCCUUCUGUCCCACCGAGUCUAUGAUAUACGCCACCAGAGGUUCAGGCCAGAGGCUCGCAGUUCUUGGUGCUCUUAGCAAGCAAUGGGAUGACAGGCUGCUGUGCAUGGAUUUUCGUCAGGGUCAACCGAGGGCCUUACGCUAUGGAGACGAAUUCUUGGCCGUAGGUCUCAGUUCAGGGUCCGUCGUAUUGUACUAUGUCACAUCCUACCAGGAAUACAAGAUCUUGGAGCACGGUGCAGGGAUCGAAUUCAUUGCUUUCGCGAUCAAAAGGGACCUCUUAGCAACUUGUGGUAGGCGGAUGGUCAAGAUCUGGGACAUCAGAAGUGGCGAAGUUGUGCACAGCUUUGUUGGCCCUCCGCGUCCGCUAGCUAUGGACUUCGAUGGCGAGACGCUUUUAAUUGCGAGUGGUAAUAACUAUAUCGCUUCUUGGGAUCUGGGAUACGGUACCGAGCCGGCGUUGGUGCGCAUACCAUGGUGCAAUACCGAUAAGCCAGAGACGAACCGAACGUCUCCGCGUGGGAGCCCAUGCGCACUUACUCUCUCUACCAACCACAGGAUUCUUGCUGUUGCAUACAGUGGCCAGCCCAUCACACUUUGGGACAUGGAAGAGAACGUCUUCGCUGGUAGCUGUGGCAAGAAACUCUCCAGCGGAGAAACCAGCACGCAUGUCGUCGUCGCGCUUGCUUUCAACCCUAAUCCUGACAUUAGCCUUCUCGCAGUAACAUACCUUGAUGGUGAUCUUGCCCUCCUCGACCCUUUUGCCGAUCAGCAGCUGGAAUGUUUUCGUGCCAACUGCCAAACCCUCGCCCCAAGCCCCAAUGGGCGCCUCUUGGCAGCGGGUGGUGCAGAUGGUAUUAUCCACGUCUACGAAUUUGAUACGUUCAAGCUCCUUUAUCGGGUCAAAUCAUCCAACUCUUUUAUUAAGCAGCUUGCCUUCACCAAAGACAGUAUGCGUCUUGCCGACAUACGAGGCACCCAGUGCACUGUCUGGGAACCUGAAGCUCUGUUGCGAGAGUCCCUGAGCGAUGGCAGCAGCGGGACCACUUUCACCACAGUGGUAGAGACCGUUUCCACAGAGGCAAAAGCAAAGAUCACUGCCAUGGCAAUCCAUCACAUGUCCGAAAUUGUCUUUUGCGGGAAGGAUGAUGGAUCAGUCGUACUUUACGAGCGGAAAACGGCAGUGAGCUUAGUGACUCUCUACAGCCACAAGUCACCAGUCCGCCUGUUGGUCUGGAUCAAGAGAAGGGAUGCCCUCCUUAGCGUCGAUGCCUCCAAUAUGAUCUUCCUACACAAACUUCAGAAGUCAGCGGACAAAGGUUGGCCCGGCAACCUGAAGAUAAUCUUCAAGUCCCGCCUCGACUCCGAACAGGCAAUCAGAGAUGUGCUAGUCGGAGACAUAGCAGGGAAGUUCUUGGUAUCGACUCGCGAAUCUGAUCACCUGUUCAGUCUGGACAGCGGUAAGUAUGAGAGACAGCAGACAUACCCAAAAAUGCCAGGAGCCCGCAAAUGGCUCCCUCACCCGGAAUCCUCUCUACAUCUGAUCUGUGUAUACAAUGUCAAAGUCUGCACCUACUGCUGGAGCGACUGGUCUGAAAUUUCGUCUUUUGCAUUGUCGUUGGAUAACGAAACGGCAGAGCUCAAAAAUGCGACCCUAUACUCGCUAGGUCCGAAACGAAGAAUUAUGCUCGACUUGUUAUAUCCGGGCAUCUCCGCCAACGUCAAUAGGAUUGCGAUAAUUGAUGCGGACUGUCUUACAAUCGUACAAAAUGAUUUCAGCGACUUCGAAGGCAAGCAAUUAGAUGCUGCGGUAACAUUUGGUCAAAAUGCCACAGAUGAAGCAGAGAACAUGCUCACGACAUCAAGUCUAGCCGCUCCGCUUUGUUUGCAGAUGACGGCAUUCGAACUUAGUGUUGCCCAUGUUAUCGGCAUUCAUGAAUGCAAACUCGUGUUCCUGAACCGGUCUUUCUGGGUGUGCUCUGUUGAUCUUAGCGAGAGCAGGUUAGAGAUUGUGCAAAGCAAAGAUUCCCCAAGAACCGAGGUCUUCGAGCACUUUUUUGUUCCUUAUGAUUGGUUUGCUGGGAAGAAGGACAUUGCUUGUGCCUUGGAAAAGAGGGAUAUUAUGUUGACUCGGGGUGGCGACUUGGCGGUGAUCAGGGGCGGUCUUGACUAUGCUGAGAGAAUGUGUAUAGGAUAA
Molecule: messenger RNA, 4290 nt
Organism: Penicillium cinerascens
Lineage: Eukaryota; Fungi; Ascomycota; Eurotiomycetes; Eurotiales; Aspergillaceae
Exons: 1
Coding region: 1-4290 (1429 amino acids)
Molecular function (GO): protein binding
Source: RefSeq, a predicted model, not a curated record